CCGUAGAUCAAAACUUGCUCGGCUCCCGCGCCAAAGACGAUCCGAUGCACACGUCGCGGAGCCCCCUCCCGCGCCUGCCCGCGACCGGCGACGCCCUCCUCCGCCUCGUGGCCUCCUGCCGCGCGCCCGCCCACCUCCCAUCCCUCCGCGCUGCGCACGCGCGCCUCCUCCUCCUGUUCCACCUCCACCCCUCCCACCCCUCCACCGCACCCGCGAUCGUCAAGCUCAUCCAGGCCUACGCCGCCUGCGCUGCGCUCUCCUCCGCGCGCGCCGUGCUCGACUCCUCCCCCGACCGCAGCACCAUCCUCUUCAACGUCCUCAUCCGUGCGCUCACGUCCGCCUCCCUCCACCGCGACGCGCUCCGGCUCUUCGCCUCCAUGCGACCGCGGGGCCCCGCCUGCGUCCCCGACCACUACACCUACCCGCUCGCGCUCAAGUCGUGCGCGGCCUCGAACGACCUCCUCCUCGGUCUCCAGAUCCACUCCGUCAUCGCCAAGCUCCGCCUCGACGCGAACCGCUACGUGGCGCACUCCGCGAUCAGCAUGUACGCGCGGUGCGGCCGCCCAGACGACGCGUACCGGGUGUUCGACGAAAUGCAGAACCGGGACGUCGUCACCUGGAACGCUAUGAUCUCUGGGUUCGCGCGAGCGGGUUUGUUCGACCGGGCUGUGGGGGUUUUCAGGGAGUUUGUGGCGCUGCAGUGUUCAAGCCCCGAUGCUGGGACCAUGGCAAGCGUGUUGCCCGCUAUGGGGAAUGCCAAGGCAGAGGAUAUUGCGUUCGUGAGGAGAGUGUUUGAUGAGAUGCAUUUUAAGGAACUUAUUUCUUGGAAUGCUAUGCUCGCUAUAUAUGCUAACAAUGAGUUUCAUGUUAAGGCCGUUGAGCUGUUCGUGAAGAUGGAAAAGGAUGGGGUCGAACCGGAUGAGGUGACUCUGGCAACUGUUCUUCCUCCAUGUGGGGAACUCUCAGCAUUUUCACUGGGAAAACGGAUCCAUGAGAUUAUCAAGAGGAAAAGGAUGCGCCCUAACUUGUUGCUUGAGAAUGCUCUCAUGGACAUGUACGCUAGUUGUGGAUGUUUGAAGGAUGCUAAGGAGGUUUUUGAUUCCAUGAGUGCACGUGAUGUAAUAUCAUGGACUUCAAUCAUAUCUGCUUAUGGCAAGCAUGGUCAGGGGAGAGAGGCCAUUGAUCUUUUUGAGAGGAUGCAAGGACAUGGUAUAGAACCGGACUCCAUUGCCUUAGUUGCUGUUCUUGCAGCAUGCAGCCAUGCUGGCCUUUUGGAUGUUGGAAAGCACUACUUUGAUUGCAUGACCAGCAGGUAUCGUAUCACUCCAAAAGCAGAGCACUAUACGUGCAUGGUAGACCUUCUCGGUCGUGCUGGAUGUAUAAGCGAGGCAUAUGACUUCAUCAUGACAAUGCCUAUUGAUCCAAAUGAAAGAGUCUGGGGAUCCUUAUUAGGAGCUUGUCGGAUUCACUCCAAUAUGGACAUUGGGCUUGUGGCAGCAGACAAUUUGUUCAGAUUGGUACCUGAACAAACGGGGUACUAUGUGCUAUUAUCGAAUAUUUAUGCUAGGGCUGGGAGAUGGGCAGAUGUUACCUUGGUGAGAGGUGUCUUGGCAAGCAAGGGUAUCAAGAAACUGCCUGGUGCUAGCAAUGUCGAGCUAGGGGAUCGGGUUCACACAUUUCAUAUCGGCGAUAGAUCUCACCCACAAUCUGAAAUGAUCUAUCAGAAAUUGGAUGAGCUAUUAGGAAGAAUCAGGGGAAUGGGCUAUAACCCAGAGGUGGAGGCUACACUUCACGAUGUUGAAGAAGAAGACAAAGAGGGUCAUCUUUCAAUUCACAGUGAGAAAUUGGCUAUUGCAUUUCUCCUUAUAAACACUAGUCCAGGGACACCUAUUAGGGUAACUAUGAAUCUCAGAACGUGUGGUGAUUGCCAUCUUGCUGCAAAGCUGAUUUCAACAAUCACCAGUAGAGAGAUUAUCCUCAAAGACACCAAUAGGAUCCACCAUAUAGUACAGGGAGUUUGCUCAUGUGGGGACUAUUGGUAAAGGAUAUAUGCUUAUCAUAUACUGC
Molecule: messenger RNA, 2067 nt
Organism: Phragmites australis (common reed)
Lineage: Eukaryota; Viridiplantae; Streptophyta; Magnoliopsida; Poales; Poaceae
Product: putative pentatricopeptide repeat-containing protein At3g49142
Exons: 1
Coding region: 45-2042 (665 amino acids)
Biological process (GO): RNA modification
Molecular function (GO): RNA binding; protein binding; zinc ion binding
Source: RefSeq, a predicted model, not a curated record